Messenger RNA from Myripristis murdjan (pinecone soldierfish), 3601 nucleotides. It is a transcript of the gene mtbp, whose product is annotated as MDM2 binding protein. Lineage: Eukaryota; Metazoa; Chordata; Actinopteri; Holocentriformes; Holocentridae. Gene Ontology annotation, cellular component: kinetochore. Gene Ontology annotation, biological process: traversing start control point of mitotic cell cycle; regulation of protein ubiquitination; protein localization to kinetochore. The transcript is spliced from 23 exons. Bases 115 to 2766 code for a protein of 883 amino acids. The record is from RefSeq and is a predicted model, not a curated record.
UAGCGAAGAAGAAGAACUGGUGGGAAAUUUGACUAGUGCGCGAAAACACGGACUGUACAGUAUACAGUUUUUUUUUCUCCUACUUGCUUUGCUCCUCACAAAUGAUUCCAUGAGAUGGACCGAUAUGUGAUGGUUGUGUCUUUUUCUCAAGCUAAUGGCCACCAGCAGCAGGUUGCUGAAUAUCUGGAGCCAGUGAAGCAGAUAUAUAACAGACUGGAGUACGUCUCAAGUCAGGAAUCGGUGAGAGGGAUCUCUGUGUUCCCAGCGUGUUCUCUCAGUGGCAGCCCGUCAGCUCAGAGGUGGUACUUUGCUGUCCAGGCUUGUCAGGGAGCAGCGCAGUUUUGCAGCUCUGAUUGGGAAGAGCUCGGGGCAGGAGAUCAAAAGACUGACAAUGAGGAGGAGAAGCCAAACGCCUUGGAUUUGUGUUUUAGUUCUCUGAGUGAUCAGGAGGGAAACGACCAGCAGGCCGACCAGCAGACGCUGACAGAGCUGUUGGCGGAGGCAGCAGAGGGACUACACCUACUGUCAGACAAACUCCCACCUCCAGGUAAAGCACUGCUGGAUGUGAUAGUGUUGGGCUACGCUGAGCAGUGCCCCUCUUUAAAAGACCUGCUGCCUCUGCUGGGAGCCCUCAAACAUUUGGCCUGCUGGCACACUGCUAAGAUCACUGUAGUCACACAGCAUGCCAAUGGGUGGCAGAAAGCAGCGUCCUACCUGAGUGCUGGUCUGGUGGAGCCCGCUGACCUCGACAGCUGUAUUGACCACAGGGAACUGUGGCGGGGAGGCCUGCUCAUCAGAGAGAAGAAGUGUGUGUCGGAGCUGAGUUUUGAGGGCUUCUGUCUGCGCUCUUGUCAGAGAUCGGGCUCCAGUGUUUUGCAAAUUCCCUGCACCACUACAGACCACAAACUACAGUCUGAGGUCUUCCAUUACUACAGACCAGUUCUAGACUUGGUUCAGUUGAUUACUCUGUCAGAUCUGCCCAGCUUCCUGCUAUCCAGCACCCAGUUUGAACUAGGCCUGUCUGGGACGUCACUGAAAGCUAAACUACUAUUGGACCAGCUCAGGUCACUGCGUGGAAAGGUGGGAGCUUUGUUCUGCCUGUCCUGUAUAAUCACCCCUGUAGCCCAGCCUCCAGCCAGCCAGCUCAGCUCACAGCGCUGGAGAGAGUCUCUGGCCAGGAGACCCAAGUCACUGCCUGUGCCUGAGGUGGAGCUGAAAGGUGAGAGUGCGCACUACUUCCUGUUGGUCCAGGGCUCAGAGGCCUGUGGGAGUGGAGCCUGCAGGGUCCGGAUGAUACAUUCAGCCAAUCAGAUCAAUGGAGCGGCUGCUAUGGCAACACUCACCGGGUUGCUGAGAGAGAAGUCUCUGUCAUCAUCAGGAAGAAAUGUUGGCAACAGUCUCCGCCCUCUGCCUUGUUUCCAAGGAGACAGCUUGCUGAAGAGAGAGAGGAGGGUGACCCAGGUCCAGACACUGGUACUCAAAGAAUGUCUCAGACGGCGGGUGGAAGCAUCAUCCCAAGCCUCCAUACCGGUCAAUGACCUGAAGGUCCUGCUGAGUCUGGCCAGGGAGCAGUACCUGAAGAUGACUGAGUCAGCUCUGCCCUCUGCUGCCCCCUGUCUGAUGGAGGACCCAGACAACACAGCCUCCAAGACACCAGAGUUUAAGAGUGUUUCCUCUCAGCAAUCUGAAUGGCCAGAGAGGAGUGUCCUCCACAACAUAGAGAACCUGCAGAGGAGACGACAGAAGAAGAGGUUUGGUCUGUUGUCAGGCCCUGGAUCCAGUGACAGCCUGCUGGGUCCUAAAGACAGUCAAAAGGCUUCCUCUGCUCUAGAUGCCAAAGAACUUUUAAAGCACUUCACAUCUGAUGGCAUGCCCACUGGGGAGCUGCAGCCACUGGCCAUCCACAGAGGAGGUAAUAAUGUGUUUCAGUUGUCACCAGACCUGUCUCCCAGGAAAGUCAGCCAGAUGCCCUUCAGCAAGGCCACGGCCUCCCGCUACCAUGGCAUAGAGUUCUGCCUGGACAACCAGCAGGCCUUGGACCGGGACCGGGGGUUUUCACGACUCCAGUCUCGUCUGAUUCGCUACGAGACCCAAACCACCUGUUCCAGGGAGCCCUGCCCCCUUCCCUUUGCUCUCAGCCCCGCCCCCUCUCCUGCUGUGAUGUCAGAGCCAGGAAGUGUGCCUGAUGGAGAGACGCUGCAGAAUGCAGAUGUGGCACGUCUCAAGCGCAGGUCCUGGGACACUGACAUCACAGGAGGAUAUCCUCGCAAGAGACUGGCCAAGUCAGAGAGCAGUGACUCUCUCGGCUCUCAGAGCAGCAGCAGCAGUGGCACACACCCCUCUGUGAGGUCACUACGACAGCAGCCAAUCAGAUCCCAGUCCACGUCGUCCUGCACCUCCUCCUCUGCUACAGGCUCCAGAUGGACAUCCUCAGGUGUGGUGAAUCCCUGCACUGCUGACAAACCUAAACCCACACAGCAGAAAACCCCUCAUAAUGAAACAGUGGACAAACCUACCAAGGAGUCACGCUCCCAGAAACACCACAGGAUGCUGAGGGAGGUUGUAGCAAAAACACUGAAACAACACGGGAUCACUGCCGAGCACAAGCACUUUGAUGCCUGCAGCCAAAGACUGUUUGAAAUCUCCAAAUUCUACCUCAAGGAUCUGAAGACAUCUCGGGGACUGCAUGAGGAGAUGAAGAAGGCUGCCAGCAGCAACGCUAAACAGGUCAUUGACUGGGUGCUGGAGAAGGCCUCAAAGAAAUGAGGAGCCAGAGAUAAAGUGAACAAACUGUCUGUUUUGAUUUACCAAGUUUUAUAAAGCCACAGCAAGCUGGUCCUUAACUGUGGCAGCCCAGGAUGUUGUGAAUCAUUUGCCUUCAGCUAAAAGGAAACUUUCUCUUCCUUGUUAAUUAUUGUGUUUUUUAAAAAAGUUAUCAUUUUAGUUUCACGGGUGAAGAAGUGGUCCAUUUGAAAAAUGGUGUGUUACAUUUCCACACAGCAUGCGUUUAAAAGGGCCUGCUCAUGAAUGCACAGCCUGCUGGAAGAUGACAGAGGCUGUGCUGUGAUCGCAGAUGUGCCAAAAUCUUCAGCCUUCAGCCUCCCUGAUUAGUUUUGAAUCAUUACACUAAGCUUGUUUUAAUGAAUUUAAUCCUGCACUUAAUUCUAUUUGUUUCUUUUAUGGAGAAGAUCAUACAGAGCCGCGCCAUUUCAGGGAUGUAUUGUAUGUGUUAUGUACGCAGGCAAGCUUUUCGUCUGUGUGCAUCCACCCUGACGUCCCAACUGUUCCAGAUAGUCAUGAAAACAGAACAGAGUGUUCACUGGGACAAAUCUGUGUAGUACACUCUGCUCUGGCUGGAGCCACCCAGAGACCACAAGGGCCUAGAGCUGGCAGGAACACAGCAGGACGCACUCGUAUCAUUUCCUUGUUUUUGCUGUUUAUGGAAAUUAUUUUUAAAUAUUUUAUAAUAUUUCUCUGAACUUUUUCAUGUUGUUUCCAAAUUGCUGUAUUUUUAGGGUCUUAUGACUGUAUAUUUUGUUAUCAUCUUUAUGUUGGUCAUAUUUUAACUGUUUGUAACACAAUAAAGUGUUUUUGAAUCAUG